AUGGCAAUGGGUCAUUCUUUCUUUAAACGGACAAUAACUGAAGAUUGGUUGGCAACCAAUGUUGAAUAUUCCUGGGCACAACGACAAAACAAUAGUAGCUUGUAUGACAAUGACGAUAAUAAAUUUCGUCUCGAUUAUCGCGUCGAAAUGUAUUUUAAAUUAUACAGAAGAGGAGGUGGAAUACCAGCUUAUGUUUCCUAUAACUUUUAUGACUAUCGUACUGAUGUAUAUUUCAAUGAAUUCGAUGAACAUCUAUGUUAUAGAUCAACUCAACUCCUAUGUACUCAUUUAGCAUUUCAACUUAAAUUUAACAAUGAAACAACAUUAGACAAUAUCGAAAAUGUUGUUGUCAGUAGGUUACUUUUUGAAAAAUAG
Molecule: messenger RNA, 375 nt
Organism: Didymodactylos carnosus
Lineage: Eukaryota; Metazoa; Rotifera; Eurotatoria; Philodinida; Philodinidae
Source: the annotation of a GenBank genome assembly